Molecule: messenger RNA, 249 nt
Organism: Paramecium pentaurelia
Lineage: Eukaryota; Ciliophora; Oligohymenophorea; Peniculida; Parameciidae
Source: the annotation of a GenBank genome assembly
AUGAGUUCUUUCAAUAUCCUAAACAACAAAUUUAUGCAAUAGGCUAUUGAGAGAAAAUCAUUAAGAUCAAUUCAACUAAGUUAAAAAAAUCUUGAUGGAUCUAUUAAAUCAACUUGUUAUGAGAUUUGGGAUAAGAAUGAUGGUUUAGAUUCACCAAUGACACCUAAAAUCAUACUACCUAGUUUUUAUUAGCCAAAAUUCAUAAACUCAGUAAGAAAUCAAACCAUAAGACCUUCAGAAACAAAUUGA